Molecule: messenger RNA, 1241 nt
Organism: Drosophila sulfurigaster albostrigata
Lineage: Eukaryota; Metazoa; Arthropoda; Insecta; Diptera; Drosophilidae
Gene: PMP34
Product: peroxisomal membrane protein PMP34
Exons: 3
Coding region: 282-1232 (316 amino acids)
Cellular component (GO): peroxisomal membrane
Molecular function (GO): AMP transmembrane transporter activity; FAD transmembrane transporter activity; NAD transmembrane transporter activity
Source: RefSeq, a predicted model, not a curated record
CAGCAAAACAAUAAUUUGGAGAAGCAUUAACGUUAGUUUUUUUUUCUUUAAUGCAAAACUCUUGUAGUUUAUUUAUUAGUAAGUGAAAAAUCAACAAAUUCGCGAUUAACGUGACGCCAAGAAUAACUCACUGCAGGAGCCGACUGAGAGUUAAUCUAAUCUGGCGAGAAUCGAGAAUUUUUCGUUUAGCCGGCAGCUAAUAGAAUCGAAUCAGUCUGAAGCUGGUCAGAGACGCCACUGGACGUGUCCAUUUAAUUAAAUAAUUAACACACACACACAACAUGGUGGCUCAAUCGAAACUUAGCCAAGUGUUCAGCUAUCAAAACUGGGUGCAUGCCGUCUCUGGAGCAGCGGGCGGCUGCAUAGCGAUGAGCACAUUCUACCCCCUGGAUACAGUACGAUCACGUUUACAAUUGGAAGAGAGCGGCGAAGUGCGCAGCACACGACAAGUUAUAAAGGAGAUUGUGCUGGGCGAAGGAUUCCAAUCACUGUAUCGCGGACUUGGUCCAGUGCUCCAGAGCUUGUGCAUUUCGAAUUUUGUUUAUUUCUACACAUUCCAUGCCCUCAAGCUGGUCGCUUCGAAUGGCGUCAAAGGACAACAGAGCGCCUUGAAGGAUCUGCUGCUAGGCAGCAUUGCGGGCAUCAUCAAUGUGUUCACCACCACACCCUUUUGGGUGGUCAACACGCGGUUGCGCAUGCGCAAUGUCGCAGGCACUUCGGAUGAGGUGAACAAGCACUACAAGAAUCUGCUGCAGGGCCUCAAGUAUGUGGCCAAAACCGAAGGCAUUGCCGGUCUUUGGGCAGGCACAAUUCCAUCGCUGAUGCUCGUCUCGAAUCCGGCUUUGCAGUUCAUGAUGUAUGAGCUACUGAAGAGGAAUAUAAUGACAUUCACAGGCGGUGAAAUUGGCAGCUUGGGCUUCUUUGUCAUUGGUGCCAUUGCCAAAGCAUUUGCCACCGUGUUGACUUAUCCACUGCAGCUGGUGCAGACGAAGCAACGCCAUCGCACCAACGAUUCAACAAAUACACCCUCGACUUCACAGCAGGCGAGCAAGAGCAAGACGCCCAGCAUGCUGGAGCUGAUGGUCAGCAUAUUGCAGCAUCAAGGUAUCGCUGGACUCUUCCGUGGAUUAGAGGCGAAGAUCCUGCAGACUGUCUUGACAGCGGCGUUGAUGUUUAUGGCCUACGAGAAGAUUGCGGGUACAGUGAAGCUGCUGCUAAAGCGCGGCGCUUGAGAGACGAGG